UAAAAGGUAUUUAUUUCAAAAAUAUAUCUCAUGAAUUACAUAAAACUUUACUUAGCUUUCUGGAUGUUGCAACAAAAUUCUUGAAUCUGACAGACUAUUAAAAAAAAGAAAGAAAAACAAGCAAAGCAAAAAGUGUAUUUCAUUUUUUUAAAUUCUAUGGUACCUUCAAUUUCACUUUCGAUUGUAUACCAGCGCCUGUACAUAAACCUAUAUGUUGUGGAAGCCUUAAAAUACUGGGCAGAGUGAGCUACAAAAGGAAGCUACACACAUUUUUUGCCAAAAAUAAUAAUAAAACGGCGUCUUCACACACGUACACACACACACAGAAACGACGAAAGUGAAAAAGAGCGACGCUUACAGGUCAACCAAUCUUGAUAAAGAAGACUAAAUCACACUUAUUUUGCUUCGUCGUCGAAUCAUUACAUAGAAUCAUAGAUGGUGAUAUAGUAUCGACUAUGAACUGGACGAGUCAACCACGAAGUGUGGUCGAGUUGACCGGCCCCGUGUAAACCUGUGCAUAACACGGAUACUAGUAACUUGGUAUGUGGCCUAGAUAUUCUGUUGAACCUUUAGCACCAAGAAAAUGGUUUGCACAUAUAAUAGUAAACCUUUUAACCUUACGCCAUGACACGCCAUCUCGGAUAGACAAUCACACGAUUUGUGUAUUUUUCGUAGUUAAAAUGAUUGUCGGUUGAAGAAAGCGUUUAAAAUUCACCCCUUGCACGUGAUGUUGACCUGUAUGUCUCGAAUCACUCGUGCAGCAUUGUUUACAAUUUCGCGGCAUGGUUCACUGUGGGAUAAACAACUUUCACUGCAGCACGCCUAGGUCAAAUCGGAGCUUGCGGAAACAGGUGCACGAACACAAGGGAGUACUGUUCUUUCGAUGGACCCUCUUAUUGUCACAUUUACUCAAACAAGAAAUACAAUACUUUGUGUGGCACAAAUAGCCGCGAGCGGAAGAGCGGGAUGCAUGGAGUGUGACAUGCGCAGUGGAGCUCGGGGUCGAGUUGAAUACUUCUCCCACCCGCUACCCGGCUGCGUGUACCCACGUCAUGCAAGGCUGCAGCGCCAGGUAGCACGACAUAUGUAGGCGCGCCAGUGGCAUGAGAUCUCAUCCUUCUCUCGGUGAGCCUAUUUUAGCAACGAUUUCCACUCAGGAUCAUUUACAAAAAGAAAGAAUUACAGCACGUGUUUCCACGCCCUACCUGCAUGUGUAUCACCGUAUUUCGCUGUUUAUUGCAAAAUCGUCUGCGAGUGUAGAAAAUGUCAGCGGUAGCAGACGACGCUGCAGAAUUGACAUGGACAGUUUUGAUUAUGUCCACAUGGUGAUUCCUGAUGUGAACGGCCUGCCGCGAGGGCAAGUCAUCCCCAGACGGUUUGUCCGCCAGAAACUGAAAACGGGUGUUGACCUCUACUACGGUGUACUAAUGAUGGGACCCAACUCGGAAUACACUAUGAAAAUAGAAGAAUACGUAACAAUGGAGAACCGGAACUGGAAGCCUGACCUUUCAACUUUGAUAGCUACGCCCUGGUGCGACAGUGGCUCCCGCCGCACAGCUUCCGUUCUCUGUGAUCUUUUGAAAAGGGACGGCACUCCUGAUGGGCUGUCCACCCGGGGUAUAGUGCAGCAGUUACUUGGAAAAUUACGAGACAAUUUUGGACUCACACUUAAAGUUGCCUUCGAGUUUGAAUUCUUUGUCAUGAAGGAGGACACUUUAGAACCGCUCGGAGGAGACAGCUGUCAGUUUUUUGACCUUCGCAGAACGGAGGGUAACAUCGACAUGUUCUACGACCUGUGCGAGACGCUGGAGAAGGCGGGGCUGCACGUGAUGUCCUUUUCCUCAGAGUUUUACGCCGGCCAAUGGGAGCUCAACUUCGACCCUCAGGAUGGCAUCAAAGCCGCCGACAUGGCGUUUCACGUGAAGAACGCCGUCAAGAGCUUCUUCAAGCGGCGCGGCUACACGGCCACCUUCAUGUCGGUGCCUGAUGAUAGUCUGGGGCGCAGCGGCCUUCACUUCAACCACUCUCUGUGGACGGCGGCCGGCCAGAACGCCAUGGUGGACGACCAGAGGAAGGACGCCAUCUCCGACCUCGCACUGCGUUGGAACGCAGGCAUCCUGAAGCACGCGCGCGCCCUGACAGCGCUGUGUUGUCCCACCAUCAACUGCUACCGACGCCUGCACCGAGUGGCCUGCCCUUCCAAAAACACCUGGGCGGUGGAACAUCGUACAGGUAUGACCCGCUUCAGGGUGUCUGAUAACAACGUCUUCAUUGAAAAUCGCCUGCCAUCCUCCGCUGCCAAUCCUUACCUGGUCAUCGCUGGUCAUCUGGCAGCAGGAAUGGCGGGACUGGAGGCCGCGGAAAUCGAACUGCCACCAGAAAUGGAUCUCGAACAUGCGCAGAAACUGCCGGUUUCGCUGGAAGAGGCUUUGGACGUCUUUGAGAAUGACGAAGUAAUGUUGGAGGCGUUUGGUCAGCGGUUUGUGUCGUGUUUUGUCACUGGAAAGUGGGACGGUGAGCUGACGGAAUACAACCUUCUCUGGACAGCCCCAGAAGAGAAAAUAAUUAAGUUCGAGAGAAAGAAGUACCUCGAAAGUUUGUAGUUAUUUCUUCUGUCAGUUGAAAUAAUGAAGUAAAUAGGUAGAAGUGUGACUCAGAAUAGUUUAAAUAGUUCAUUGCAUUUUACACUGGGAACUGUCGGGCUAUACAUGCAGUACGAGAGCCCAUACAAAUGAAGCCGACAACACAUUGAUGAGAUUAGAUGCAGUUAAGAUAUUUAGAAAGUUAAAAUGAUAUAAUUUAAGGGUGAAACAACUGCGGAAAAAGAUGAUGAGUGUUGUUUUUUUAAGGUGGAAAGGACCGAGUUAGAUGUAUAUCACUGAGGUACGCCAGCACAAUAAUUACAGUAAAACCACUAUACAUGUGAUUUUGAAUUGCCCCAACUAAAGUGCUCAAAUAGUAGGCUUUGUAUAUGUUAGGUAAGUAAACAACAACAAUAUCCCUUUUUAUAAAGCUAUACUGUUUUCGGGGGUAUAAAAUGUCGUCGGGAUUUUUUGAAAAAAGGAUGUGUGUCCAUGCAUGCGUGCUUGUUGUGUAAAUGUUCUAGUGUGUUUUGGCCUACUGUGGUGAAUGGACGCCGGCGAGUCCGCAUUAGCAUGAUUGGUGAGACUUAACAGUCAGUAGUUAUGGUUAAUAUAAAAAAGACUGUCAAAAUAUUACAAAGAUUACUUUUGUUUCGCCCCGCUACUCAACAUCUGACUUAUUCUCACUCCCACACCAAUUCAUGAUCUCCAUACAGACUGUAUAAGUAGUUUCACCUUUGAAUAGAAUAAAACAAAUCUUGCCCAUUGCCAUAAAAUUCAUAAAAAUCGUACGCGAAAAACGAGAAAUGAAAAAGUAUGCAGGAAAUUCCAAAAGAAUUAUUAAAAAAUUAUUUUGUCUUGGUUUGCUACGCAUGAUCAUGUGUCUUGUAAACAUAAUUGUUUGUUGAGGAAGAUAAUGGUAGCGUGAGGUUUGUGCUUCAUGGGUAAUCUUAACGGAAAAAUAUAUACGGCAAUGACGUAAGUACACAAGACGCAUACGCGUACGUACAUUGGCUCUUUUGUUUUUGUGACUAACAUAAAGUUUGCACUCAUUUUUCUUAAGGAAUCAUUUUUUAAAAGAAAUAGAAAGUUCACUUCUUUAAUAAACUUUACAGGCACAAACAGAAAUAAUUCUCGAUUAACAAAAAAUAUACAAUCUAUACGAAGAGCACAUAUACAAUUAACGUAGUUGAUACUCUCACAUACUCUUUCUUUCUCAUUCGCAGCAGACGGCUUUCUCUUCGUCUAUUACAUUCUCACCAGCACAUCGUUACUCACUGCUAUGUAACAGGUUGGUCCCUCGCUGCUUGACCUUUCCCCCUUCCCCCCUCAACUCCAGUAAACUAAAUGUAUUAUGACGUGGACAGCCAAAAAAAA
Messenger RNA from Pomacea canaliculata, 3959 nucleotides. Its product is annotated as glutamate--isopropylamine ligase-like. The transcript has 4 exons. Gene Ontology annotation, cellular component: membrane; cytoplasm. Gene Ontology annotation, molecular function: glutamine synthetase activity. The record is from RefSeq and is a predicted model, not a curated record. Lineage: Eukaryota; Metazoa; Mollusca; Gastropoda; Architaenioglossa; Ampullariidae. Bases 1104 to 2603 code for a protein of 499 amino acids.